CGAAAUCAACGAUUGAAUAGACGGUUUGCAUAGAACUUGGGCACUUGAUUUAGCUUUCUCUAUAUUGCACAUACAGUGGCAGAUCUAUCGCAUUCUAGUGCUCGUUCAUCCGCCACAAUGGAUGUAGAGCUGUACGUGUACGACUUGUCCAAGGGACUUGCACGGAUGUACUCGCUCCCCUUGACGGGAACGCAGAUCGAUGCCAUCUACCAUACUGCUCUGGUGCUGAAUGGUGUGGAAUAUUUCUUUGGUCAGGGUAUUCAAACUGCUGUUCCUGGCAGCACUCAUCAUGGCCAUCCCAUUGAGAAACUUCAUAUGGGCCGAACGGAGCUUCCCGUCGAUGUAAUCGAAGAGUAUAUCUCGUCGCUUGGGGAUAUCUAUACUCCUGAGUCCUAUGAUCUCUUCCUGCACAACUGCAACAACUUUACUCAGGACCUGGCUAUGUUCCUUCUCGGAAAAAGCAUCCCGGAGCACAUUCGCAACCUGCCCAAGACGUUCCUGGAUACCCCCUUCGGCCAGAUGAUGAAGCCUCAGAUUGAGAUGGCGCUUCGUGGUACGGUGCAAGGCUCCGGAGAAAACUCUCAGCCGUAUCUUAAUGGUUCUGCUGCUGCUGCACAGCCUACGCCGUCUGCACCAUCCCACGGCACCGUCCGAGUGGCCAGCAAUCUUCCGCAGCUCGAGGAACAACUCGCCGCUGCAUCGCAGUCGUGCGCAAUCGUCUUUUUCACUUCGGCGACAUGUCCCCCUUGCAAGAUGCUCUAUCCUGCAUAUGACGAGCUUGCGCAGGAGGCUGGCGACCAGGCCGCUCUUAUUAAAGUGGACGUCAGCACGGCCCGCGAUGUCGGCAUGAAAUAUAGCAUCCGCGCCACGCCCACCUUCAUGACCUUCCUCAAGGGCUCGAAACUCGACCAAUGGAGCGGUGCAAACCCAUCCCAGCUCCGAGGCAACGUGCGUCUCCUCAUCCAGAUGGCGCAUCCCGCUCACCCUCAUCGCCAACUUCACCUCCCGAGCCUCCAACGGCCCAUCACCAAAUUCGUCCUCUACCAGAAAGUUCCACCCUUCGCGAAGCUCCUCCAGAAACUCACCCCUUACCAUGAAGACCCGCGUCUCGAGUCCAUCGUCGGCUUCAUAAGCCGCCGCACCGACUCUGCCGCCGACAACCCCCUCCCAGACGACCUGCCCUCCUUCGCCACCUACCUCCAAACCACCGUCCAGGCACUUCCACGCGAGAACGUCUUCGCCGCCGUUGACCUCGCUCGUCUCCUCUUCCUCGACCCCCGAGUCGCCAGCUACUUCGCCGAAGAGCCCGGCCACCAGACCAUCCUCACCCUCCUCUCGCCCUCCGAGACCCUCUCCACCUGCCCGUACCCGCUCCGGAUCAUCAUGCUCCAACUCGUCUGCAACCUCUUCACCACGCCCCUCUUCGCCGACCUCCUCGUCACCUCGUCCUCUCCGCCCUCCAAACUCCACGAAACCACCCUCCGCCUCGUCACCGGCUGCCUCCUCGACUCGCACCCCAACCUCCGCGUCGUCGCCGCCUCCCUCGCCUACAACAUCGCCGCGCACAACCACAACGCCCGCGAGUCGCAGUCCCCCGACAAACUCUCCGAGGAAGACCAGGUCGAGCUCACCGCGUCGCUCGUCGAAGCCAUCACCCAGGAAGAAACGAGCGUCGAGUCCCUGCACGGACUGCUCUUUGCGCUGGGGCUGGUUGUGUACGAGGCGCCUGUAGACGGGGAGGUCGUGGACCUGUGCAAGGCGAUGGGGAUCGCGGAGACGGUGCAGCAGAAGAAGAAGGUCGAGGCUUUGAAGAAGGAGUCGCUGAUUGCGGAGAUUGGGGGCGAGUUGUUGGGGAGGGGGUUAUAAUUGGAUUUCUGUCUGGGUUUUGCUUUUUCGUUGCUUGAACGCAAUGGUAAUAAGUAGGUAGGUAGGUAGGUAGAAAGAAGGUAUAGAUCGAUCUUAACCUAU
This is a messenger RNA of Aspergillus steynii IBT 23096, 1968 nucleotides long. Its product is annotated as bifunctional C97 family peptidase/thioredoxin family protein. The transcript has 4 exons. Gene Ontology annotation, molecular function: peptidase activity. Gene Ontology annotation, biological process: protein modification by small protein removal. The coding region runs from base 118 to 1866 and encodes 582 amino acids. Lineage: Eukaryota; Fungi; Ascomycota; Eurotiomycetes; Eurotiales; Aspergillaceae. The record is from RefSeq and is a predicted model, not a curated record.